AACAAAGGAAGAAACCUGUUUUUCCUUUUUUGUACUUCUUAUGUACUUGGGUUGAGCCCUUUGCGCCUUCAAUAAAAUUUUGCCUACCUAGAAAAGAAAAAUAGAAAUCUGAACAAAGGAAGUCACAUGGAACAACUUGGAUAUAUACUCUCAAGUCUUAUUAUGACGUUAACCCCCAAGUUAUUUCAUGUCUAAGCCCAUACCAAAAAUAUACACAUAAUCAAGUUUACGUUUCUAUUGAUUAAUUUGUACCAAUGUCUUAAUGAAUGCAUGCAUGAUAACUCUUGUUUCCUUCUCCAAUUAUUGUCUCUCAUAUUUCUGCUACUUGAAUCUUAAGUUUGGGAAAGUCAUCUCUCAAUUAGUUAAUUCUAGCAUUGGUUUUUAUGGUUGAAACUUGGUUUCCAUUUUGGUUGAAACAUCGGCCACCCUUGUGGCUGUGAUUACAGGGAAGUUGUUUUGAGAAAUUGUAUAGGAGAGUAUUUCACUUAACCAUCCUUGUUUGGCGCAAUGGUAAUGUGACCAUAAUCUUCAUAUUAAUGCUCCCGGAUCUUGUUUUGUAUCAGAUAUCUGAAUGGUUGAGUGAGCAAAGGAACCAUGACCUAUCCCCUGGAGACAUUGCGAUUCGGCUAGAUUUGAUCUCAAAAGUUCAUGGUCUAGAAGAAGCAGAGAAGUAUUUUGAUGGCAUCCCUGACACUUCGAGAAUCACCAUCCACGUAUAUGGUGCUCUGUUAAACUGCUAUGCAGAACAUAAAUCUUUAGACAAAGCAGAGGCCACCAUGCAGAAGAUGAGGGAGCUAGGUUUUCUGAAAACAUCUCUGUCUUAUAACAAUAUGUUAAAAUUCUAUUCUCGGUUGGGUAAAACUGAGAAACUAGACAGUGUAAUGCAAGAGAUGGAAAAGCAGGGCAUUGAUUGGAAUAUGGUCACAUUUAACAUUAGGUUGAAUGCUUAUGAAGCCACCUCUGACAUUGAGGGAAUGGAGAAGCUUUUAAUGAAGAUGGAAGCUGAUCCUGAAAUCACCAUCGACUGGAAUGCUUAUGCUGUUGCAGCAAAUGGAUACUUGAAAGCUGGCUUACAUGAAAAGACGAUAGAAAUGCUGAAGAAAGCAGAGCAACUCGUUAGCGGUAAAACAAGACCCAUUCACAUUAUGUCUGCUUAUGGAGCAAUGGGGAAAGUCUGGAACUCGGUCUAUCUUUGUAUGAUAAGCUCGUUAGUAAAGCUGGAUGACUUGGAUGGUGCUGAGAAGAUUCUGGAGGAGUGGGUAUCUGUAACUACUUUCCUCGACUUUCGGAUUCCACGUGUGCUGAUCACUGCUUAUUGCGAGAAGGGUCUUUUGGAAAAGGCUGAAGCAUAUAUAGAGAGGCUUAAAGACAGUGGGAUGGAGGUAGACCCAUUCACAUUGGAUCGCCUGGCAAGUGGAUAUCGUGCACAUGGCCAGGUGGAGAAGGCAGUGGAGACAAUGAAGCAGGCACUCUUGGCAGGUCUACCAGGUUACAAGCCCAACCGUUUUAUUUUGGCUGAACAUCUCGAGUACUUGAAAGAGAAGGGAGAUGUGGAAGCGGCAGAGGAGAUUUUGAGGUUACUUAGAGAAAAUUGUCAUUUCUCAACUGCUAUUUGUGAAAAAUUACGAAGUUAUAUUCAUGUUGAAAGUCCAUCUCGUAGAAAAGGCAUUUGA
This is a messenger RNA of Juglans microcarpa x Juglans regia, 1673 nucleotides long. RefSeq names its product pentatricopeptide repeat-containing protein At2g20710, mitochondrial-like. Gene Ontology annotation, cellular component: mitochondrion. Lineage: Eukaryota; Viridiplantae; Streptophyta; Magnoliopsida; Fagales; Juglandaceae. The transcript has a single exon. Gene Ontology annotation, molecular function: protein binding. The record is from RefSeq and is a predicted model, not a curated record. The coding region runs from base 537 to 1673 and encodes 378 amino acids.